GAAAGCUAGAAAGAAGGUCUGCGGAGACGCUGGACUCCACCUGGAUGCGGCGGGGUUAGGAACGAUGGAAUGCUCUGGUAGAGACGAGAGCGCUGCCUCCAGGGAGAAGGAUGAGAGUGAGCCCUAUUUAGGAAUCACUUAAUGACCUUCGACAUUCAAAGGCCAGAGCCGACCCUCAAUAACGCGCUUCGUAGUGCGGCCUGCAGGCCGAAAGCAUCCUAGUUACGGACGCGCUAUGGUGGUUUGGGGCUGUCUCUGAACUUGAGAACCACCCGCUUCAGCCUUCCCAGUAGCUGGGAUUACAGCCACAUGUGCCACAUCAGCCUGGCUCCCAUGGAAUGGCUGGCUAGAAUCUAGCACAUCUGCAGCUCAGAGAGGACUUGAACCAGACCUCCCAACUCUGCAAACUUCAGCUUGGACAUAAAUUCCAGGUUUGCCCUAUGUGUCACUGGCUCAGCAGAUGGCACCACCCAGUCCGAGCAACGGCACCCCUAACAGCAAUGGGAGCAGUGGGAAUGACCAGCUGAGCAAAACCAACCUGUACAUCCGAGGACUGCAGCCAGGCACUACUGACCAGGACCUCGUCAAGCUGUGUCAGCCAUAUGGCAAGAUUGUCUCCACUAAGGCCAUACUGGACAAGACCACAAACAAAUGCAAAGGCUAUGGCUUUGUGGAUUUUGACAGUCCUUCAGCAGCACAGAAGGCUGUAACAGCUCUGAAAGCCAGUGGUAUACAGGCGCAAAUGGCAAAGCAACAGGAGCAGGACCCCACAAACUUAUACAUCUCAAACCUCCCACUGUCCAUGGAUGAGCAAGAACUGGAGGGAAUGCUGAAGCCCUUUGGCCAGGUUAUCUCCACCCGAAUUCUUCGAGACACCAGUGGAAUCAGCAGAGGGGUUGGCUUUGCAAGGAUGGAGUCCACAGAGAAGUGUGAAGCCAUCAUCACCCACUUUAAUGGAAAAUAUAUUAAGACUCCCCCCGGUGUACCAGCCCCAUCUGAUCCCUUGCUUUGUAAAUUUGCUGACGGUGGGCCAAAGAAACGACAGAACCAAGGAAAAUUUGUGCAAAAUGGACGGGCCUGGCCAAGGAGUGGAGACAUGGGUGGUAUGGCCUUGACUUAUGACCCCACCACAGCUCUUCAGAAUGGGUUUUACCCAGCCCCUUAUAAUAUCACCCCCAACAGGAUGCUGGCUCAGUCUGCACUCUCCCCAUAUCUUCCAUCUCCUGUGUCUUCCUAUCAGAGAGUGACUCAGACAUCUCCUCUACAAUUACCUAACCCAUCUUGGAUGCACCACCAGUCAUACCUCAUGCAGCCUUCAGGUUCAGUUCUGACACCGGGGAUGGAUCACCCCAUUUCUCUCCAGCCUGCCUCCGUGAUGGGGCCCCUUACCCAGCAACUGGGCCACCUCUCGCUCAGCAGCACAGGCACGUAUAUGCCAACUGCCACAGCUAUGCAAGGAGCUUACAUCUCACAGUACACCCCUGUGCCUUCUUCCAGUGUUUCAGUUGAGGAGAGCAGCGGGCAACAGAAUCAAGUGGCAGUGGAUACGCCCUCAGACCACGGGGUCUAUUCUUUCCAGUUCAGCAAGUAAGCAGUUGACCCUGCCUAACUGGUCUUUUUAUGCUUUUUAAUUUUAUGAAUUUCUUUUUUGAAUGAAAGUUUAUAUGGAAUUUUGGGAGCUGAGCAAGGAGUGGAAGUGGCUUUCUCCCUGGCCCUGCCACAUCUUAGGAGAAGAGACUAGACUUUGCCUUCAGGAAGCAGAAAUGUGAUCUAAACUCAUUUGAGAGAUGACCCACAGCUUUGGAACUUACCUUGAAGCAAAUUUGGUUGAAGACUAGAUUUCAGCAACUCUAAGCAAUCUCCAGAAGGAUGGACUGACUGACUUCUGGCUAGCUCUUCUCACUGCAAAGGCCGUUGCCCUCUGAGGAAGGUGUCUUUUCCAGAUCCAACUUUUUCAGAAUACCUGCCGUCCUGCCUCCUGGAGGAUCUUUUCUGCCCAGAUUGUGUGGCCUGUCUUCCCUGCUGCAUUGCUGUGCUUUGUGUUCCAGGUCUUUAUAGCUGUGACCUUGCUGCAGAUCAAUCAUUCUCAAGGAGGGUGGUUUUAUUCCCCAGAGGCCAUUGCAGUUAUCUGGUGACAUUUUUUAUUGCUAUGCCUGUGAGUGGAAGUGUGUGCAAUUGGCAUCUAGUUGCUAGAGACCAAGGAUGCCACUAAACAUCUACAGUGCACAGGAGAGCCCCAUUAUACCCAGCAAAGAAUUGUUUAGUUCAAAACAUCAACAGGGCCAAGAUUGAGAAACCUUGAUAUAGACAGUGUUUCCCUGACUUCUGGGCUGGGGUAAAUUCUUACCUAGUCCUGGACGUACAGUGCCUUUUAACACUCAUGCAACUGGUUGGAACAGAUGGAACUGGUAUCCUUGAAUUCCCCCUGGGCUCUGACAUUGAUGCUUCUGCAUAUAACAAGAGCUGUCUUUGUAAGGCUCAUGGCUCUUGUGCACAUGCUAAAUGCACACACAUACUUGGAGGGAGGAAAGUACAGAUUAUUCUGUGUGUGUGCUAUGCACGGAUGGGAAAGGAGCUCUGAUGUGCUCUGGUGUGUUUAGACCCCUUCCCUAGGGAGCCAGAACAUUGGAAAUAAUUUUCCUUCUUGUUGAAGGACAAUAGGGAGCUAGGGUAGAAAAAGAGAAUACAUCCCAUCUCAUAAUUUACAAGGUCAGAUCUUUAUAAAUGCCUCUACCUAGCCCUGCCAGAUGUGGUGGUACGGGCCUGUCAUCCCAGUGACCAUAGAGAGGUGGAGGAAGGAGGAUCACAACUUUGAGGUCAGCCUGGGCAACUUAGCAAGACCCUUCUCAAAAUAAAAAAUAGAAAGGGCCAAAGAUGUGGCUCAAUGGUAAAGCAACUCAAUUAAAAAAAAAAAAAAAAAAAAGCUUCUAUUUUUCUUACAUCAAGAUAAGUAGGAAAAUGCUUUUUCUCAUCUUCUUCUGGAAAAUAAGGUCCUGCUUCUCCUACCUUCUCCCAAUCAUUCUCCUGUACCAAAAGGAGAAUUUUGUUCCCCUUACUCCAAGACCAGGAGGCAUCUCCACCAGGCAAAGCAAAUAAUGGAGAUGGAGAAAUAGGUGUUCAUAGGCUGGUAUGGAGAAAAAGACUAUAAAAGCAGGAAGAGAAACUGAGAUGUCAGUGGCUGCACAUAUAGCUAGGCCCAGCUUUCCCUUCUUUCCCUCCCACCCCACAACUGAGAGUCUCAGUCUUCCCUGCCCUCAGGCUUUGUACAUCUUGGGGAUAAGGGGGUUGGGGGCAGUGGGUAGGAUACAAAGUAUAAAGAAUUGGUGCUUUCAAACCCCAGGUUAGUCUUAUCCAGUGUCAAAGCCCCAAGUCCAGUAACCUUCCAGAAGGGUUUAGCUAAGCAGACAGUGCUUGCUUUUGACUCUAGCCUUCAGUAAAGUGAAAUAUACCAGAGCUGCUCUCUCAUCAGUGGCAUUUAAGAAAAAGAGAAAACAGCUAGCUAGGCAUAGUGAGGCACACAUGUAAUCCCAACAGCUUGCAGGGCUGAGGAGGAGGAUCACUAGUUCAAAGCAGGCCUCAGCAAUUUCGCCAGGCCCUAAGCAACUCAGCAAGACCCUGUCUCAAAACAAAAAGGGCUGGGGAUGUAGCUCAGAGGUUAAGCAUCCCUGGGUCCAAUACCUGAUAUGGGGAAAAAAAAAAAAAAAUCCAGAAUUCCAUUUAUUUGCCUGAAGGUAGAUUGGGGAGGUCUUGCUGGUAGGUUGUUUGGGGGUUGCCUUUCCUACAUAGAAACUGGUGGUGUUUCUGCUGCCCUUCCUCUGCCUCCCAGAAUCCCUGAUUGUCUCCUUUCUCUGUAUUUUCAAAAUUGUUUAAAUGGCUGUGAUUUUUACUUUGUUUGAAAAUCUUAAAGUUACCUUUUUUUGGUUCUCAUAUGAA
Molecule: messenger RNA, 3933 nt
Organism: Sciurus carolinensis (gray squirrel)
Lineage: Eukaryota; Metazoa; Chordata; Mammalia; Rodentia; Sciuridae
Gene: Rbms2
Product: RNA binding motif single stranded interacting protein 2
Exons: 17
Coding region: 461-1591 (376 amino acids)
Cellular component (GO): nucleus; cytosol; ribonucleoprotein complex
Molecular function (GO): poly(A) binding; mRNA 3'-UTR binding; poly(U) RNA binding
Source: RefSeq, a predicted model, not a curated record